Molecule: messenger RNA, 1494 nt
Organism: Penicillium pulvis
Lineage: Eukaryota; Fungi; Ascomycota; Eurotiomycetes; Eurotiales; Aspergillaceae
Exons: 3
Coding region: 1-1494 (497 amino acids)
Source: RefSeq, a predicted model, not a curated record
AUGAAACGCCCUAACUCUACCCGCUUCCUGCAAAUCCACGCCGCUGUGAACGGGCAUGAUUACGAGCCUGUCGCAUCUUACAAGCCAGACAAGAUUGUUGAUACUCAGGACCAUGCGUCCCUUCACUCCAGGCUCCAGCAACUUUGUUCUGCAGAGUUCUGGCCACGCAACUCUCAUACAAGCUGCUGCCCGCGUCCCAUUCUCAUCAGCCCCGAGCACCAGAAACAAGUGAAGAAUCUACACGAAGGCUUGGUCCUCGCAAUUACGGAUAUUGUCGAAAGAUGGUGGACUGACGACGUGGCUCGAUUCCCGGAGCGCAUGCCCUUAUCAGAGUCAGAGGAGGAUCUGCUCCGAUGGAUGGAUGCUCAGCCUGACGCCAUACUUCCUCCUUACAGAGGGCGUUUGGGCUCGUGGCGACCGGACUUUCUCAUUGAGCAGGAUAGCGCCGGGGAUGAGAAUUUCCGCAUCAGCGAGAUUAAUUCCCGCUUCUCGUUCAAUGGACUCAUGCACGAGGCAUAUGCUCAACAGGCAUUACAAGACAUUGGCGUCAGCAACGGGCGGAAUGGCCUCAUGGGAACAUCAGAUGUUUCCAAGAUGGUCGGGGGGUUGCUGCGUCUCUUCCAGCCGAGUCAACCCCUGCACCUGCUGAAGGGUAAAGAGAAGGGCAUGGACAUCCAUAUGUUUGUAGAUUUCGCGCGGCGUCAUUUAGGACUGACUCCACGGUUCAUUACACCCGAGGAUCUUCGACUGGUUCCGGAUCCACACUCCACUGGGCACUUCAAGCUUUGCUGCUUGGCACAAAGCGAUGCGAGUCCCCUGAGCCCGAACCUGGUAAACAGCGAGGGAGAAGUCUUGGAGGAGAUCCAGCAAGUCGGACUGGAGCUGCAUCAACAUGAGCUCCUCAGCCUGCAGCCUGAAAUGCUGCGUCAGCUCAGUCUCCGGUGUUUCAACGAUCUGCGCACAGUUCUACUGGUCCACGACAAGCGAAUGCUCGGCAUUGUCAGAGAAGAAGUUCAGCCUCUGGUUGCCAGGGGUGUGCUGACCCCCUUGCAGGCCACCUGCCUGGACCGGGGCAUCGCAGAAACACUCCUCCCCGGAUCACCGGACCUGGAGGCCCUACUGCAGCGCUGUCGGGUCUCCCCCACCCUUAAAGCCGAUUAUAUUCUCAAGCCAAUUCGCAGUGGCAAGGGGGAUGGCAUCAUCUUCGGAGACGACCUGAGCCCGGCGCAGUGGAUUUCGUGUGUUGAGGGUCUGAGUUUCGCCGCGCUACUUCCGGGUAGCACUAAGUUUGUCGUCCAACGCAAGAUCACCCCUGUUCUGUACGAUGUGUUCCUGCGGGAGUCGGGUACCAAGAUGCAAUAUCCCCUCGUUGGGACAUACCAUUCGAUCGAUGGGGAAUACCUGGGAUUUGGGGUGUGGCGCAGUAGCGCGGAUCGAGUGGUCGCCAUCAGCCAUGGAGGUGCAUGGAUGUGCUCUGUCAUGCAUCGUGAUUGA